CAGUGGGCCCAGUGCAGGGAGUGUGGGCAGGCAGGCUGGGCUGACAGUGGGCAGCCCUCCGUGACGGGCUUGGCAGUCAAGGUUUUAUACCACUAGCCCCAGAGAGUGACCGGAGGGUGUUUUAGGGAGAUGACUAUGUGUAUCGGGCAUUUUUCCAAAGUACAGAAAUGACAUUUCUGGUUGGUCCUGAAUGUCCGCCUUGGCCCAGCUGCCUCACAUCGUGCACGGGGCAGUGAACCAUUCAACCAAUGACACACGUGCCCACGCAAGCCCUUCUCAAAGAGCAAGGACUCCGGCGGGCGCCUGAGCGAGCCCGGCAGCCGGCCACCGGGGCCAUGGCCAGCACCGCCGUGCAGCUGCUGGGCUUCCUGCUCAGCUUCCUGGGCCUGGUGGGCACGCUGAUCACCACCAUCCUGCCGCACUGGCGCCGCACGGCGCACGUGGGCACCAACAUCCUGACGGCCGUGUCCUACCUGAAGGGGCUGUGGAUGGAGUGCGUGUGGCACAGCACGGGCAUCUACCAGUGCCAGAUCUACCGCUCGCUGCUGGCGCUGCCCCGCGACCUGCAGGCGGCGCGCGCGCUCAUGGUCAUCUCCUGCCUGCUCUCGGGCGUGGCCUGCGCCUGCGCCGUGGUGGGCAUGAAGUGCACGCGCUGCGCCAAGGGCACGCCCGCCAAGACCACGUUCGCUGCGCUGGGCGGCGCGCUCUUCAUCCUGGCCGGCCUGCUCUGCCUGGUGGCGGUGUCCUGGACCACCAACGACGUGGUGCAGAACUUCUACAACCCGCUGCUGCCCAGCGGCAUGAAGUUCGAGAUCGGGCAGGCCCUGUACCUCGGCUUCAUCUCCUCGUCCCUGUCGCUCAUCGGCGGCACGCUGCUCUGCCUGUCCUGCCAGGACGAGGGGCCCUCCAGGCCCUACCAGGCGCAGCCCAGGGCCGCGACGGCCACCGCGCCCGCCUACCGGCCCCCCGCCGCCUUCAAGGACAACCGGGCCCCCUCGGCCACCUCGGCCUCGCUCAGCGGGUACAGACUGAACGACUAUGUGUGAGUCCCCGGGGCCCGUCCCUCCCCGAGUCCACAGCGGCACCAGGACCCAGACUGGCUCCGAUGCAGGGUCCCGGCACAGAGUUUACUUCCGGGCUACUUUUUUGUCCAGAGGAAUUAAUAUGAGUAUGAGGGAGUGGGCUGAGAACACAGGGAAGGAAGGGAGAAUAGGAGAGGGGAGAAAAGCUCUGUAAUACCAAAGACUUAAAAAAAAAAAAUCCUUUCUGUUUUUGUAUUUAUUAUAUGUAUUUAUGUGGGUGAUUUAAUAACAGCUGAAUGAAAAGCGACUUGGGAGUUGGGUCAGUGGGGUUUGUUCGCGAUACAGGAAUAAACCUCUUGGAUGUGGUUGUUAAUGAAAUGGACAGUAUUUGUUUCUGUUUCCAGUCUGUUCUGUCUGCUAAGGUCUUGUUACCACAACCUACUGUCAGGACUCCAUAUCGCCAAGCAACGGGGACCCUCAGAGGGUGGCCACAACCCACAUACGAUGGGAAAAUCAGAGGAGGGCCGGGCUGAUAUUCAUGGAAAUGAUGCUUGAGGGAUAUUCACCAAGAACAGUCACUCCAGCUUAAGCCCAGAGGCAGGGCAGGAAGUACGGGGUCCCUGGGGGAAAAGAUGAUUGCUUUAAAUCACAAAGUAAAGAUAACGGUCGUUUUCUCCUGGUAGCCUCCACUAGUAAGGAAGCAAAAGUCAGAAGAAAAAAGACAGAGCAAAAGGCGCCUGGCCGCUUGGCUCCCGAGGCAUUGGCAAGAAGCCCAGUUAGGAGCACGGCUCAAGCCCGACUGCCCCGCAGAUCACCGCUGGCUUUUCUGGGGACAGAAGCAUGAUGCCAGCUGCCUUCAGAGCAGGUACCAGAGUCUGUUGACUUCUUUAGCUGGAAAGAACUGCUGACAGGGCCACAUGAGCUCUGACUGCUUUAAGAACAUUGAUGAUGUUUUCUGGUUGUGAUCUAAAUCACGUGGUCACACACACACACACUCACUCACUCACACUCAGACUCUUACAGCUGUCCCAUUAGCUGGUCCGGGGAGCUUGGUCCUGUUCCGUGUCCUUUCAUUCCACAGCCUUGCCCAUGAUGUGCCCUGAUGGUGCCCUGCUCUUGUCUCUGUCCCAAACCUCAAGUUCUGAACGUGUAAAGAAAAUACCCUGUUGGGGGAAGAGUGGAGACUGAGACCUACCCACAGAGUGGCACUUUCACGAAUUCCUCCAUUCUCAAGGGGUUUUGUAGAAGGGCCACCAGGGCUCCAGGGUUCUAGCAUUACUGCCUGCAGCGAAGAGAGCCACAACAGGUCAGCACAGACCCGGAGCCAACUGGCCAUGCUUGUUGCUGUGGCCUGGUGAAACCCUUGCCCCAGGACCAGGGGGGAUAGAAGGGGAGGCUCCAGGACAAGGGUCAAGAGGCCAGGCAGGCCGCAGCCUGGGGCCCCCGGAUCCAGUAAGGCCAGAGGUGGGUUUAUACUCUACGAACUUCAUGCUUCCUCCUGACAAGGUCCUCCGGGCCCUCAGACCAGGCCAUGGAGAUGGUGACGGGGAAUCCCAGCCGCCGUGGGCUUCUCCUGCCAUUGGUGUCUCCCCCAGACGGAAGCUCUCACCAGUAAUGUACAAGCACUGAGAGCCCAUCUGGUCCCUUUGGGCCUUACCAGUUAGAGCUACUGAACUGCACCACUGCUGACUCGUAACAGCAUGAAAAAUGAGGGACUGAUGGAGCAGCUCCGUACUGUUUUUUGCUGACCUUCAGACCCCAGGCAACAAGUGCCAUGUCUGUUCGGAAGGACGGGUGCGGUCCAUUUUAGCUUUUGUCCGACCGCAGAGAAGCUACGCGGGCUGGGAUCUGCCAUUCCUUGCAGACCAGGGAUUUACACCCGAAACGUCAUCAUUUCGUGCAGGUUGAAACCAGCAAUUUUAACCUACGGUUUAAAUUACACAAAUAAGUCAAUCUGAACCAAUAAAGAAGGCAAAGAAAGUCUAAAAAUAGCAUGAUGUUCUGUUAGUCCUACCUUGAUGGUCAUGGUCUAGAAUGUGCCUGGUGAAGUUAUUCUAGGUAAUAGACUUAGUACAAAUUAAAGAAAAAAAAAUAGGUUUCUUUUUUCAAACUCUUUCUCGAAUUCUGUCACAACUAAAUUAAAUAUGUCCGUAUCUCCUACUCAGGUGAAAGACCAAUAAUAAUAGUGAUUAGAGUGUAUUGAGCACUUACUAUAUGCCCAGUUCAUUCUUUUUGUUUACUAAUCUGGUCCAAUGAGAUAAACGCUAUUCUUAACCUCAUUUUACAAAGGAGGAAGUUAAAUCCGUUAAGCAUUGGACUUCCACUCAGGUCAGGAUCUCACAGUUCACGGGGUCAAGCCUGGUAUUGGGCUCUGUGCUAACAGUACAGAGCCUGCUAGGGAUUCUCUCUCUCUCUACCUCUGUCUCUCUGCCCUUCCUCCACUCACUCUCUCUCUCUCUCAAAAUCAAUAAACUUUAAAAAUAUUCUUUAAAAAAAAAGAAACGAAGGAGGAAAUGAAAAUAUAAAGAGAUAAGUUGCUUGCCCAGUAUUUGCCCAGGGUCACAGCACCAGUGAGUAAAAGACCCAGGAUUAAAAGACAGGUGAGCAGGGGACAAAUACGUUCACUCAAGUAGCAACGUGACCCAUAGUCUCAUUACUUUUGUGUCCAGAUUAUUUGCAAAUAAUUCAGCGAUUAUUUCAGGACCACAUACGGCUCUUUCCACAAUCAUCAUCCCACAGAGCUUCUGGCUCUGGCUGGGUUGACGAAAUGUGAUGUCAGACCCCAAGGUCCAAAUUUGAAUCCCCAUAGGAAGCAGGAAGUGACACACAAGACAGUGACACAUGGAUGGCUCUGUCCUAUAGCCUGGCCAGCCCAAACAGGAAGUAGAUCUGAACAAGACCUUGACUCCCUCCCUGAAGUAACGGGGUAUAGGGAUGAGUUCCCAGUUUCCUCCUUCACUCCCAACACAAGUGCCAGGCCCUGCUCCAGCCCCUCUUUUGCCACAUUACCACCAGGGCCGUCACAUAGAUGCAUGUUUUUGGUUUUGCCCAAAUCUUUGGGACUGGCUGGUCUUAACUAAGUCUGCUUUGACAACAGUGUGGUCUCCUUUUGGAGGUAUAACACACAACCCCAAAUUUCAGAAUAAAAAGGAAACUUGAGUCAGACAGUUGUUAUGGAUUUAAAUUACAGCAAGACCCUUAUGGGAUAAGAAAUGCUACAUUUCUUUGCUUCUCUAAAUCAAAUCAAACUUGGCUCUGAUCCAGAGAGGUCUAAAGCCAGCCAUGUUUUCUGGUUCCCUCCCCUGCAUUUAGGUCUCAGGGCCCCAGCACUAAGGGAGGCCCUGGAUUUGCAGGAGCCUUUAGCCCUUGGGGACACCUUGUUACCCACUGACGGCCAGCGUCGAUGCCUUUACAGCCCAGGGCCUCCCGAUGCUCCUCCCAGGCCACAGCCCGUGCAUCCCCAGUCAUCCACGUCGUGUCCCAGACCCUCCCGGGCCCUGUGUGAACAGACACUGGAAACCUCCACCCUGUGAACGCUUUGUCCCCGUCCCUGACUCUGGGAAGCCACUUCCUAAGAUGGAGCCACACCCCUCCUGUACUCAGAGCACCUGAGUGUCCCCUCUUGGAUGACACACCUUGAGUGCUUUCAUGAGUUCCCAGAGAAGCCUGCUUUCGUGUCAGCCACUGUCGCCCUAAAUGGAAACAAUUUAAGAACUAUGGCUCACUCACAACCUGUGUGGUAACCGUCCAUUACCUUAUAGCAAUAAACUGAAGACAGGGCCAGGAUUUUCACCCGUCAGUGUCCGACCCCAAAGUCCCAUGCUUGGCCACAGUGCUACCCUGCUUCUCCCUGCUUUGGUCCCUCCUUGCUUUCUCCCUGCCCAGCAAAGGGAACGGCAUGAAUGGCGACAAUCCAGGCAGGAGAUGUGGGUCUGGACCAGGUGGCAGGUUGGAAGGGGAAGAAAUCGGGAUGCACCGGAAGGCAGUGCCAGUGGGAUUUACUGGCGGGUUUGGUUGUGAGUGUGGAAAAAAAAAAAAAAAAAAAAAAGAA
Acinonyx jubatus (cheetah) is the source of this 5073-nucleotide messenger RNA. It is a transcript of the gene CLDN14, whose product is annotated as claudin 14. Gene Ontology annotation, biological process: cell adhesion; bicellular tight junction assembly. The transcript has 2 exons. Gene Ontology annotation, cellular component: bicellular tight junction; plasma membrane. The coding region runs from base 249 to 1046 and encodes 265 amino acids. The record is from RefSeq and is a predicted model, not a curated record. Gene Ontology annotation, molecular function: structural molecule activity. NCBI's taxonomy places the organism in Eukaryota, Metazoa, Chordata, Mammalia, Carnivora, Felidae.